AGUCAGGGACAGCAGGAACCAUGGUGAGUGGAGUUUGAGUGUAGAAAAGCUCAGGCUUCACUUUGAUACUGCAGCAGCACAGGGAUACGCCGCUCCACCUGAAAGCUCCUGACUCAAAAAAAACAAACAAAAAACCCUCUGCAAGACCUUCCAGCGCCCAGACGAAAUGUCAGAGGUUUCCUCUCAACGGUAUCCAGGACAGUCUACACCCUGACAGAAUCUUGUACAAGAGUCACAGGCGAGCCAAACGAGGUGCAGAUCCACUGGUGGUUCUCUUUCAUGUCAUGGUGACGAUUAACUGGGAACUGGUCUGUGAGAAUCCGUAGCCUCCAAGAUGCCUGUGAUGAAAGGCCUCCUCGCUCCACAAAACACCUUCUUGGACAGCAUUGCGAACCACUUCGAUGGCACUCACAGUAACUUCCUACUGGGAAAUGCUCAGGGUCGCUAUGGUUACCCCAUCGUGUACUGCUCUGACGGGUUCUGUGAGCUGACCGGCUUUGUUCGGACUGAGGUGAUGCAGAAAACAUGCACCUGCAGCUUCCUCCACGGGGCCGAGACCAGUGACAGUGCGGUCCAACAGGUGGACAAAGCUCUGGAGGGACAGCAGGAGUACCAGGGAGAAGUCUGCUUCUACAGGAAGAACGGAAAUCCAUUUUGGUGCCUCCUGGAUAUCGUGCCGAUUAAAAACGAGAGAGGUGAAGUGGUGCUGUUCCUGUUGUCCUUUAAAGACAUCAGUGAAUCAUAUGGGGAAAGCUGUCACUACAACCACGGCGAUGGUUUGCCACAGGCUGCGUAUCAGAGCAGGAAAAUCAACCAGUCUCACUUCACCCAAGCUCGAGAGCGAGGGAGGACAGUUCUGCACCACCUGACCAACCUGUUCACCAAGAGGGGCAAGAGGAAACUGACCGAGAGUGUGUUCCAGAAACCGUCCCUGCCCGAGUACAAGGUGGCGGCGGUGAAGAAGUCACGCUUCAUCCUGCUGCACUACAGCGUCUCCAAGGCCUUGUGGGAUUGGCUAAUUCUGCUGGCGACCUUCUAUGUCGCCGUCACCGUGCCUUACGACGUCUGCUUCGCCAGUCACAGCGAGAACGUGGACCAUCAGUCACCUGUCGGUCACAGCACUUUAGGCAGUGACAUAGCAGUGGAGAUGCUCUUCAUACUCGAUAUCAUCCUGAAUUUCCGUACCACCUAUGUAAGCCAGUCGGGCCAGGUAGUGUACGACGCCCGGUCAAUCUACCUCCAUUACUGCACCACGUGGUUCUUCGUGGAUCUGAUCGCAGCUUUGCCUUUCGACCUUCUCUACGCUUUCAACAUCACUGUGACCUCGCUCGUGCACUUGCUGAAGACGGUGCGUCUGCUGCGUCUGCUGCGCCUGCUACAGAAAUUGGAUCGCUACUCCCAGUACAGCGCUGUCGUCCUGACCCUGCUCAUGUCUGUGUUUGCUCUGCUGGCUCACUGGAUGGCCUGUGUCUGGUACGUGAUUGGACGCAAGGAGAUAGAGAGCAGUGACCCUGUCACCUGGGAUAUAGGCUGGCUUCAGGAGCUGGGAAAGCGUCUGGAUACGCCGUUCAUCAACAGCACCACGGGUGGUCCCUCCUUGCCCAGCGCCUACAUCGCCUCUCUUUAUUUCACCCUCAGUAGCCUUACCAGUGUUGGGUUUGGCAACGUGUGUGCCAAUACGGACGCAGAGAAAAUCUUCUCCAUCUGCAUCAUGCUCAUGGGCGCCCUGAUGCAUGCAGUCGUCUUCGGCAACGUGACGGCCAUCAUCCAGCGCAUGUACUCACGCCGCUCACUCUAUCACACCCGCAUGAAGGAUCUCAAAGACUUCAUCCGCGUGCAUCGGCUGCCUCAGCAGCUGAAGCAGAGGAUGGUGGAGUACUUUCAGGCCACCUGGUCGGUCAACAAUGGCAUCAACGCCAAUGAGUUGCUGCACGACUUCCCCGAUGAACUGCGAGCCGACAUUGCCAUGCAUCUGAACAAAGACAUCCUGCAGCUGCCUGUGUUUGAGCGGGCCAGCAGAGGGUGUCUGCGCUCCCUCUCCCUGCACAUUAAGACCUCCUUCUGUGCACCGGGAGAAUACCUCAUACGCCACGGAGACGCUCUACAGGCCAACUAUUUUGUCUGUUCAGGUUCUCUGGAGGUUCUCAAAGACAACACAGUCAUAGCCAUCCUAGGCAAAGGUGACCUCAUCGGGGCCGAUCUCCCUGAACAAGACGAGGUGAUAAAGACCAACGCUGAUGUUAAAGCGCUGACCUACUGUGAUCUGCAGCACAUCAGUGUCAGAGCUUUAAGGGAGGUCCUCAGUCUGUACCCAGAGUACGGAAGCCGCUUCAGCGCUGACAUCCACCACAAUCUCACCUAUAACUUGAGGGAGGGCAGUGAAACAGAUGGAACAAACCGGUUUCCAUGGACUCCCAGACUCUCUCAGGGACAUGUUUCUUUGGACCAUAAAUUACCUUAUAUCAUCGAGGCAGACGAUGCAGUGCACGAAGAAGACAUGAGACACUCUCAGCAGAAGAAAGUGCCUCUACUGCAGAGAAUGGGCAGCCCUGUUCAUCAGCCCCGCCUCAGCACCCUGUUGGAGGAGGAGCUUCGCCACAUAAACCCACUCCGCCUCUGUAGGUCACCUGUUCAAGGCAGCAGAGGCCGAAGCCCCUCUCCGCAGAGGUUCACCGAGGAGCUGUCUCUGUCUCCUUUGCCCAGUCUUACCACCGACACGGACUUUAACCAUCGACCCGCCAAGCUGCUCAUGCCAUCCCUGCCUUGUGUUAGUCCACUCAACCUUAGCCCCAGGUAAGCCUGGUUGUGGAUUGAGGACAAUGGUCGCACUUUCCAGUUUAAUGUGGAGCAGAGCGAAACCAAGACUAAUGUAACAGAGCGGUUACAAGUGAGUGCUAACCUGCUUUUAGAAACAGAGGAAGUGAGACAAAACAUAAGCAAGCUGAACAAAGAGGUGAAUAACCUGAACCAAGAUGUAUCCAACCUUGCCAAGGAGCUGCAUGACAUAAUGCAUUACCUACAGUCUCAUAUGACCAUGCUUCAUUAUGCCCCUCCGGUUUCCUCGUAUACCUAUGGAUUACAGAUGGCUCCCACACCUAACGUGACCGCUGCCAGUGACUGGCAGACACACGUCCCUUUAAAUAUAGCCACUGGGCUGCACCUCCACCAUGAAGCAAUCAGCCACCCUGCCAGAAAUGUGUUAGGCUGCACUGGGACUCCCUCCCAUGGCAGAAGUCCCACCAUGUUGCACACUUCAAGCCCUGCUUCAUCGUGUUUACACUUGUGCUGUUCUGACAGAGAAGGGCCCACAGCUCACAGGCUACAGAGCCAGUGUGCCCCCUUCCAAAGCUCCAUAGCAGCCCCAAGCUCUCCUUACAUGACCCACUCUCUUGAUCGAGGAGGUUCAUCCCUGUUGGGCCUCAGUUCUGCCUUCAGCAGCUUCCCUGUGGUUUGUCAGGCCCAGCGGGGGAACUACAAUGCCUCUAUUCCUACAAUGAGCAACUCUCUUCCCAUAUGUUCUCCGGUAAAUUCAGGUUUCACAUAUCCUUCUCUGUGUGUCCAAACCAACACUGACGCCACACUUAAUCAGACCAGGUCUCAGACACCCAUCCAUACCUCCAUCACUCCCACCAGCAAGCCACAGUAUCACACUGCCUUCAGCUCUCUUAGCCCCUCAGGAGGUCACACAUCAAUAUGCACAGGACACAUCCUGGGCCAACAGAGCUCUGUCAAUAGUCCUGGGCAGAAUGACCCAUUAGGAUCCAACUCUUUCCACCACACUCACGACAUCACAUGUUCUCUGCUGGGUCAGGCAGCAAACAGAGGCUCCAGAGCUUCACUGUAUCAAGAGAGGACAGACGAUGCAGGAGAGUCACAGGGAAAGAGCAGCAUUACUCCAACCCCAGAAGUUCAACCACCUCCUGCAGCCGCAUACUGAUCAUCAGGGUCUUGUUUUGUUAUUAUUAUUUGCUGAUAAUGGUGUAAAAUUUUAAUUUAUUAAUAAGUCUAAAUGCAUGAAUUGUUGAAGCACUACAAGUAAAUAAAAUGUUUUUUACUUUAUUAAUGAUUCUACUUAUAGAUUCUAUGUAUAUGAUUACAGCUUUAUUUGUGAAUGAGUUUUGGUUGUAAUUACUUGAAGGUCUACGGUGAUCAGAACAGGGGGACAAUUAUUAACAGGUCACUCACCACUUUCUUUUUAACAUUAAGUUGCAUUUAUGCAUUUUGACGGACAUUAGUGCAUAGUCACCACUGCAAUAACAAUUAUUAUACCAGUAGAGAAUGUGGGCUUGACAUGCAACAUGUGGGUAUGCAGCACCACUUAGUGGUGACAGGUGGUUACAGAAGCUACAGCUGUUAUUUCAUCACACUGAGCACAGUGUUCAUUUCA
This is a messenger RNA of Solea solea (common sole), 4387 nucleotides long. RefSeq names its product potassium voltage-gated channel, subfamily H (eag-related), member 4a (gene kcnh4a). Gene Ontology annotation, molecular function: voltage-gated potassium channel activity. Gene Ontology annotation, biological process: regulation of membrane potential; potassium ion transmembrane transport. Gene Ontology annotation, cellular component: membrane. The record is from RefSeq and is a predicted model, not a curated record. Lineage: Eukaryota; Metazoa; Chordata; Actinopteri; Pleuronectiformes; Soleidae. The transcript has 16 exons.